UCUCUACGCCAUCAUUCUCGUCCGUGUGACGCGACAUGAUGUCUACAUUGCAGCAGUUGCGGCUGGCUUCCUCGGUGUUGCAAGUGCCGUGCUGGCUUAUGAGGUGCAUUGGGCCACUUGGGCGUUCAGUGUUGAGCUGCAUGAGGGCUGCGGCUCUUCGAGAGCCCCGGCCGAUGCGCGGCAGGCCUUUGUGGAGACGGGCCUGCAGGAUGUGGAGCAAGCCGGAUCCUUUCCACCGGGAUGGGCCGGAUGUCAGCGGAUGUUUGUUCGAGGAUGA
This is a messenger RNA of Symbiodinium necroappetens, 277 nucleotides long. The record is from the annotation of a GenBank genome assembly. Lineage: Eukaryota; Dinophyceae; Suessiales; Symbiodiniaceae.